Sapajus apella (tufted capuchin) is the source of this 2744-nucleotide messenger RNA. RefSeq names its product large subunit GTPase 1 homolog. Lineage: Eukaryota; Metazoa; Chordata; Mammalia; Primates; Cebidae. The annotation marks the transcript as partial. The transcript has 12 exons. Gene Ontology annotation, molecular function: GTP binding; GTPase activity. Gene Ontology annotation, cellular component: cytosol. Gene Ontology annotation, biological process: ribosomal subunit export from nucleus. The record is from RefSeq and is a predicted model, not a curated record.
UCCGCCUGGCCCUAUAUUGCCUCUCCAGUAAUAGUACUUUUCUUUAUUUCAACAGAGAAACUCAAUAUUAAGUUUGUGACGGCUGAGGCUAGAACUGGACUGCUGUCUUUUGAGGAGAGCCAGAGAAUUAAGAAGCUCCAUGAAGAAAACAAACAGUUCUUGUGUAUACCAAGGAGACCAAACUGGGACAAAAAAACUAGCCCAGAAGAACUCAAACAGGCAGAGAAAGAUAACUUUCUAGAAUGGAGGCGUCAGCUUGUCCGGCUGGAAGAGGAACAAAAGCUGAUACUGACUCCAUUUGAACGAAAUUUGGACUUCUGGCGCCAGCUCUGGAGAGUCCUUGAGAGAAGUGAUAUUGUGGUCCAGAUAGUAGAUGCUCGAAACCCACUCCUGUUUAGAUGUGAGGAUUUGGAAUGCUAUGUGAAAGAAAUAGAUGCCAAUAAGGAGAACAUCAUUCUGAUCAACAAGGCAGACUUGCUGACUGCUGAGCAGCGGAGUGCCUGGGCCACACACUUUGAAAAAGAAGACGUGAAGGUUAUUUUCUGGUCAGCUUUGGCCGGAGGCACUCACCUGAACGCUGACUCUGAGGAAGAGGUAAACAGAGAUGAUAGACAAAGCAACACAACUGAGUUUGAAAACUCCAGCUUCGACGAGGCUGAAAUUUCACACAGUAAGACCAAACAUCUCCCAGCCAGAGACUCUCCUUUACUGAGUGAAAAUCCCACUACUGAUGAAGAUGACAGUGAGUAUGAGGACUGUCAGGAGGAAGAGGAAGAUGACUGGCAGACGUGUUCAGAAGAAGACAGUCCUGAUGAAGAGGACCGUGGCCAGGACUGGAAGGAAAGCUGUAUGACAGAUUCUGAGGCUCCGGGCAGGAACACCCUGCAGAAGAGGCAGAUACACAACUUUAGCCAUCUGGUAUCAAAGCAGGAGUUACUAGAGCUUUUUAAGGAGCUACACACCGGGAAGAAGGUGAAAGAUGGACAACUUACAGUCGGACUGGUGGGCUACCCUAAUGUUGGUAAGAGUUCAACAAUCAACACCAUCAUGGGCAACAAGAAAGUAUCUGUGUCUGCCACACCUGGUCACACGAAGCACUUUCAGACACUCUACGUGGAGCCUGGCCUCUGCCUAUGUGACUGCCCAGGCUUGGUGAUGCCAUCUUUUGUGUCUACGAAGGCAGAAAUGACUUGCAGUGGAAUCCUCCCAAUUGAUCAGAUGAGAGAUCACGUUCCACCUGUAUCAUUAAUUUGCCAGAAUAUUCCAAGGCAUGUUUUAGAAGUUACCUAUGGGAUUAAUAUCAUAAAGCCUGGAGAGGAUGAAGAUCCCCACCGGCCUCCAACGUCAGAAGAGCUGUUAACAGCUUAUGGAUAUAUGCGAGGAUUCAUGACAGCGCAUGGACAGCCAGACCAGCCUCGAUCUGCGCGCUAUAUCCUGAAGGACUAUGUCAGUGGUAAGCUGCUGUACUGCCAUCCUCCUCCUGGAAGAGAUCCCGUAACUUUUCAGCAUCAACACCAGCGACUCCUAGAGAGCAAAAUGAAUGGUGAUGAAAUAAAAAUGCAGCCAGGCAGAAAUAAAAAAGCAAAGCAGAUUGAAAAUAUAGUUGAUAAAACUUUUUUCCAUCAAGAGAAUGUUAGAGCUUUGACCAAAGGAGUCCAGGCUGUGAUGGGUUACAAGCCCGGGAGCGGGGUGGUGACUGCGGCUACUGCGAGCUCUGAGAAUGGGGCAGGGAAGCCCUGGAAGAAACAUGGCAACAGAAAUAAAAAAGAAAAAAGUCGUAGACUCUACAAGCACCUGGACAUGUGAAGUUGGGCUACAACAGAAUGUCAUCUGCACUGUGCAGAUGGGAAAGAGCAGAAGCCGCUGGCUGCCUAUGGAACUAUUCCAAGACACUGGCACUGCAGAAGGGGCCUGCUCUUGGGGAGCACAGCUGCACCCAACAGUCUUCGUGUCAAGACUGAGGGCCUCCUGGAAACACCAGAUCUCACUAGAAGGAGUUAUUGGGGAGCCCUAGAAACCUCCUGGCGGCACAGCGCUUCACGUGCCAACAUGGUGAAACUUCAGUGAACCUCCAUCUCUACUAAAAAUACAAAAAAAAUUAGCUGGGUGUGGUAGUGUGCACCUGUAAUCCCAGCUACUCGGGAGGCUGAGGCAGGAGAAUCCCUUGAACCUGGGAGGCAGAGAUUGCAAUGAGCAGAUAUCGUGCCAUUGCACGCCAGCCUGGGUUACAGAGUGAGACUCCAUCACAAGAAAAAAAAAAUAGCAAGGGAUAGUUCAUGAGACACAUUUGGGACAAAGGUGAAACAAAUUCCCCAUUCUGAAUGCCCUCGUUGGGUUCCUCAGACUCUAAACAAGGGACUUGUGUUCAGUUAGUGGGUAGUGGGGACUCACUUCCACUGAGGAACAUGUAGAAUAUAUCCACUGGGUGACCGGAAGCUGCGGUAUUUACUAACUAGUCCAUCUUCACUGGUUAUUCCACUUAUUUAAAAUAUGUCCAGAAUAAGCGAAUCUCUGUAUAGAGGAAGUAGAUGAGCAGUUGCUUAGGUAUAGGAGGGAAUGGGAAGAUUGAGGCCUGUCUUUUGCAGGAUAAAAAUGUCCUAAAAUUGAUUGUAGUGAUGGUCGUACAACUCUGUGAAUAUGCUUAAGACCAUUCAUUGGUGAAUUACAUGGUAUGUAAAUUAUAGUUCAAUAACAUAGUUACCAAAUAUAAUCAGAAGCAUGAAAGCACUACUGAUAAUGGUUUA